Messenger RNA from Scaptodrosophila lebanonensis, 526 nucleotides. RefSeq lists its product as uncharacterized. Lineage: Eukaryota; Metazoa; Arthropoda; Insecta; Diptera; Drosophilidae. The transcript has a single exon. The record is from RefSeq and is a predicted model, not a curated record. The coding region runs from base 11 to 403 and encodes 130 amino acids.
AAUCAGAAAAAUGUUCUCAGUUCUAGAUGCCAGCAAGCCAGCCGCCUAUUAUUGGGCCAUACACUCCGAUACUAUAGUGACGACGGAGUUCAAGUUACUGCACAUUAUGCGCGGCAUUGGCUUUCGGAAGAAGAUUCUGCAGUUCACCAGAUGUAACGAUGUGUGUGGCUACAUUAUUUACACGCACAAUGGACGUCGAGCCUAUGGCGAGAUGGAGGGCACCAUUGGGAACAUCAACAAGGUGAGGGACUGGAUCUUGACGCAGUGCGUGCCGGAGCCCUUCAUGGAGCGUGUGAGCUUCUCGCCCUUUGUGCGUGAACGCUAUCCGAGGCGGCUCAAAUUCUCAGUGGCCUAUCAGGUGCCAGUGCGGGAGACCAGCACCAGCGAAAUUGAAUUGCAUUAGCAGAGAAAAUUGAAUAUUUUCGGGCAGUGUAGUAACUCGUGCUAGCAAACAUCAUGUACCAUUGUUCAACACUAUUGGCGGCUUCAAUCUCUUAAUUAAAUAUGCGACUAACUGCCAGCCAUG